AUGGCACAAAAGAAACAAACUUCUAUUUCGUAUUUUAUGAAAAUAUCGAACUUUCGUAGUCAACCCGAUUCUAAGCAGGACAUUUCCUCAUGUAUUACGUCUGAAUUAGAAGAUACGUCACGUUCAUUAUCAUCCCCCUCCAAAAAGCGAGCACAUUCUUCUAUGAUUUCUUCAAUUAAAAAUACAGAUGAUUCAACCCCAAUAUCAGAUCUCGUCUCAAAAUCUAUUGUUGCUGAUUCUACUAAUUUUAUGAAUGUAUAUGAUAUAGGAUUUUAUAUAAACCGUACAUUAUCACAAAAUGAAAUAUCUGAUAUUAUAAAUAAUCUAUGGGUGCCAGAUAUCAACUACAAAUUUCCAAUAAAAAUGUAUAUGAAAAAAAACAAGCAAAUAAAUUUAAAGUUUCAAUAUUCGUGGCUUCUGAAGUAUCCAUGGCUAUGUUAUUCCGAAAAAGAAUGCGGCGCUUUUUGUAAAUUUUGUGUAGCAUUCGUUAAGUCUGGUGUUGGAUAUAACUCAAAAAAGCCAAAUUCUUUUGUAGUGACUAAAUUUGAUAACUGGAGGAAAGCACUGGAAGGAUUUCAAAACCAUAGUGAAACAAAUUAUCACAAAACCUGUUUAUCCGAUUCUGAACAUUUUCUUAAAGUACAAAAAAAUAUUAAUGAAGACAUAUCAGUAAAACUAGACUCCAGUAGAAAGAAUCAAAUAAUGAAAAAUCGCGAACUUUUAACUCCGAUAAUCGAAGCAAUCAUUUUAUGUGGCAGGCAGAAUAUAGCAAUUAGAGGACACAGAGAUUCCGGUAAAUUAAUGAUCGACCAAACUGAUGACGAAUAUGAAAACAAUGAAGGGAAUUUUCGGGAAAUUUUACGGUAUAGGGCUCGAGGUGAUGAGCAGCUUAAAUUAUUUUUAGAAAGUAAUGGACAUUUAAAAUACACAAGUGCGACGAUUCAAAACGAAAUCAUCGAAUCGUGUAACCAAAUUUUAUUGAAACGAAUUGUGAGUAGAGUGAACUCUGCUCAAUGUUUUUCAAUACUCGCCGAUGAAACAGCUGACAUUGCGAACAUCGAACAAGUAGCAUUGUGUGCAAGAUACCUCGAUAAAAAAAAUAUGAUAUUAAAAGAAGAGUUUAUUCAAUUUAUACCUACGUUUGAUACGACCGGAAAAGGUUUAGCAUCAUUAAUAUUAGAAAGCUUGCACAAUUUUGGUAUAGAAACAAAGUACAUGCGAGGACAAGGUUAUGACGGCGCGGCAGCAAUGUCAGGAGAAUUUAACGGCGUUCAAGCCAUAAUUCGUAAGACUCAUCCUCUUGCUCUUUAUGUGCAUUGUUCCGCACAUGUCCUUAACUUAGCUGUUUCAAACUCCUGCAAAGUACAGGAAAUAAGAAAUUGUUUGGGGACCAUUUCUAAAGCUCGGGAUUUUUUCAAUUUUCCUAAAAGAAAAGAUGUUUUAAAAACUCAAAUUGAAAAUAGUGAUGAAAAAAUCUCAAAAAAAUCAUUAAAACGUCUUUGCGCUACCCGAUGGAUUGAACGUUACCAUGCAGUGAAUGAUUUUGAAGAGUUAUUUGAACAAGUGAUAAAAUCAUUAAACUUUAUAUCUGAGUGGAAAGAUGUUGAGACUUCUUCGCAUGCCAGUAAUCUGUGUAGUGCUAUAUUAGAAGGGGGAUUUAUUAUUUCUAUGCUUAUAGUAGCUAAAUGCUUUAGUGUUGGUCUUCCUUUAUCGAAACAUCUUCAGCGGGUUAAUAUUGACCUUGGCGAAGCGAUCCAAUUAGCGGAGGAUACAAUAAAAGAACUUGAAGAUUUUCGAAAAAAUGCUGAUUCUAUUUUCCAAGACAUUUUUGAAAAUGCUGUUUCUCUUGGUAAUAAAUUUGGUAUUACUAUAAGUAUCCCUAGAACUACGAAAAGACAAGCAAACCGUGUAAAUGUUGAAACUGAUUCAAUUGAAGUAUAUUAUAGAAUCGCUAUAUUUAUACCUUAUAUUGAAACAUUUAUUGAGCAAUUGAAAGUUCGAUUUACCAGCCAUAAAGCUAUUUUAGUUAAUUUUAAUUCACUCAUAAGUCUUAAUACGGAUGAAAACAAUUUUUUGUCAUUAACUGAAACAUACAUGGAAGAUCUUUCUUCGUCCUCCAAGACAGUAUUAUUAUCGGAGUAUAAUUUGUGGCAAAGACGACUGAGAAAUUUAGAAACUUCUAACUAUAGAAACGCAAUGGAAGCUUUGUCUGUAUGUAAUCCAGAAAUAUACCCAAAUAUAUUUAAAUUGUUAACAAUUUUUGCGACACUCCCAGUUUCAACUGCACAGAACGAAAGAUCAUUUUCAUCACUUAAAAAGAUAAAGACUUAUUUACGUAAUACUAUGGGCCAAAAAAGGCUAAAUGGAUUAGCCAUGUUAUCAAUCAAUCGGAAGGAUCGCAUUGAAAGUAAGCAAGUAUUGGACGAAUUGGCUGUAAAAAAAAGACGUCUACCUUUAAUACUGUGA
This is a messenger RNA of Macrosiphum euphorbiae (potato aphid), 2466 nucleotides long. The record is from the annotation of a GenBank genome assembly. NCBI's taxonomy places the organism in Eukaryota, Metazoa, Arthropoda, Insecta, Hemiptera, Aphididae.